AUGGAUCCGAUAGCUUCAGAUAAAAGCGACGUCAUGGUGUCCGGGGUGCGGGAACCAGCCAUGUAUGGUCUGUUUGUCCUCUUAGCAUGCUUCAAGAGCCCGGCCAGCACGCAGCUCGCUGAAGGGAGGGAGCUGGUAGGUAGCUUUCGUGCGGCCGUUGGAGUUGCUAGAUCUUUGACACCUUUGACAUGUUUGAGCGGAGGGUUGCAAUCAAGGUCUGCACAAACUUUGUUAGAACCCCCUGAGAGUAACCCGUCGAAUGUUGGUGAUGUACGAAAAUGUCUCACGUUGCGCGGAGGAGAUGAGAGCUCCAAGAAGAAGGUCAGGGGGAUAAGGAAAGAGAUCAAGGGAGUAGAGAAAGAGAUCAAGAGUGCAGGGCGACAGAAUCGGAGGAGGCAUGCAGAACUUCGUGAAGACAAGAAGCAGCUUUGGAAGAAAGUGAAGCAGCCACGACAGCUGCUACCAUUGAAAGAGGAGCCCUGUCCCAAGAGUCCCUUGCCGGGAGCAAGCAUGGCUUGCACAGAAUCAGAAGCUCGGCUUGACGGUAUGGGAUUUUGCAAGGAGGAGAAAUACUUCCGUCUAGAUCGCUCUUGCUCAAGGGGCACAAAUGUAAACAGCGGAGAGCAUCUUCUUCUCUACUGCCGACAAGCCUUCCUGGAGCAGUUCCGUUUCCUGCGAGAGCAAGUGCUAGAGCAUGGUGCUCUUGGAUGGAUACAAGGCUGUCCAGGAACAGGGAAGACAACAACAACGCUUUCGUUUUGUAUGGUGCUGGAUAGGAAUGAGUGGAGCUUCACAUGCAUCAGGCUGAAGGCCAUAAGCGACACCUUUGUCGUGGAGGUUUCAGGCAACAGGAGAAGAACAUACUCUGUCGCAACGGAGUCUGAGUGGAAACAGAUGACACUGUUGCUUGAAGGGUUGUCAGACAGCAAAAAGAGCCUCAUGGUACUCGAUGGCUAUUUGUCUUACCAAGAAUCUCACAAGAGAGCUUUGGUAGCAUGUGUAGGAUGGCGGGAAGCCGACAGGCAAAAUCGACGUCUUGUUGUGGUGAUGUCAUCGGCGUUUCGAGGAAAGAUCUACGAUGAAGAGGAUCGAGAGUUGGGGCUGAAGGAGCACAUAGUUCCAUCAUGGAGGAUCGAUGAAUAUCUAGAGGCAGUGCAGUUUGACGAGUUUUACAAUCAGGUGGCCCCUUCCUUGGAGAUGAAUGUCACAGGAGAGAUUUUGAGUCUCGAGAUGACUACAGGGUCGAAAUCGAAACAACAGCGAGUAAGGCAUAAGCAUUACCUAGCAGGUGGGUCAUGUCGGUACAUGUUCGACAUGACUGCGGCGGAGGUCCUUCGGUGUUUCCUCGGAGGAUAUCACGAAUCGGCUGAUUGCCAGUACGAACACACGGACUCUCUUCCCCACACGAGGGCGUGUCUUAAACCAAUCAGUGAAUUUCAAGGUGGCUACGACGCAAUCAUUGUAGAUCAGGAUGAGAAGGUCGUACAGUUUUUUCAGCUGACAGUGUCAAUGGAUCACUCUCUCAAGCUCUGGUGGGACAUGGACGAUAAGGAUUGUUUUGUCGUCCCGCCGGAGAACAAGGAGUUAUUCCGAAUAGCCCCUGUCGAGGAUGCCGGGGCGCUAGAGCAGUACAUGUGGAAGAAAGGGGAGGAGCUGUCAAUGGCCCAGGUGGCGAAAUCAGAAGCUCGGCUUGACGGGGCACAAAUACAAACAGCGGAGAGCAUCUUCUUCUCUACUGCCGACAAGCCUCAGGGCACCGACGUGGCCAUGCAGCGAACCCGAGGCAGUGGGCCGACUAAGAGGAGGUUGGAGUUCGAGCAGGAGGUUAAAAUCUUGCAGCAGUGA
Messenger RNA from Guillardia theta CCMP2712, 1845 nucleotides. RefSeq lists its product as hypothetical. The transcript is spliced from 6 exons. The record is from RefSeq and is a predicted model, not a curated record. The coding region runs from base 1 to 1845 and encodes 614 amino acids. NCBI's taxonomy places the organism in Eukaryota, Cryptophyceae, Pyrenomonadales, Geminigeraceae.